AUCCAAGAUGUCGUUUUUCGGGAGCAAUCCGUUUGCAACGCCCGUCGGGCAAAGAAUAGAGAAGGCCACCUCGGAGGGCCUGGCCUCCGAGGAUUGGGGCCUCAACAUGGAGAUCUGUGACAUCAUCAAUGAAACUGAGGAAGGGCCCAAAGAUGCUGUCAAGGCCAUCAAGAAGAGAUUGAUUGGGAACAAAAACUGGAAAGAAGUCAUGUUUUCGCUCACGGUCUUGGAGACAUGCGUCAAGAACUGCGGCCACCGUUUCCACAUUCCCGUCUGCAAGCAAGAGUUCGUCAAGGAGCUAGUGAAGAUCAUCCAGCCCAACAUGAACCCGCCCACGGUGGUCCAGGAGAAAAUCCUAAGCAUCAUCCAGUCAUGGGCAGAUGCCUUCCGCAGCAAGCCGGACCUCCAGGGCGUGGUCAAGGUGUAUGAGGAGCUCAAGCAGAAGGGGAUCGAGUUCCCGGCGACAAAUCUUGAUGAGUUGUCACCUAUUGUGACCCCUCAGAGGGGAACACCUGAAGUUGACCCUGCAGUCAGACGCCAAUCUCCAACUAGACAGCCCUCUCAACCGCAGAUGCAGCCGCAGAUGCAACAGCAGCAGAUGCAGCCGCAGAUGCAACAGCAGCAGAUGCCGCAGAUGCAGAUGCAGAUGCAACCGCAGAUGCAGCCCCAGAUGCAGGGGAUGCACCCACAGAUGCAACAGCAGUUUACGACCCCCUUUCCUCAACAGCCACCACUCAACACUGGGCCCAUCGCUGCACCAAUGAACAUGCAGGCUCCCCCUACGGCAGCCCCAGUUGGUCUGACCCCAGAGCAGCUUGCCAAACUCAAACGGGACCUUGAGGUCGUCCUGGGUAAUGUCAAGGUCAUGUCUGAGAUGUUGACUGAGAUGGUGCCUGGCCAAGAAGAAUCUGGUGACCUGCAGCUUCUCCUGGACGUGAACAAAACUUGCCGAGCUAUGCAGGGAAGAGUGGUUGAACUUAUUAGCUCCAUCAGCAAUGAAGAAGUCACAGGUGAACUUCUGAGGGUCAAUGAUGAUCUGAACAAUGUAUUUGUUCGCUUUGAUCGCUUUGAGCGCUACAGACAGAGCCAGGCCAACCCACAACCCCAGAUGGGAGUCACUCAGAUGCCGCAACCAACACCAGCACCACAACCUAAUGGUGUCAGCAGUGUUCCUCCGCCCUACCCCGCAAACUCCGCCCCUCCACCCCUCUCUGCAGCCCAGCCCACCCUGAUUGACUUUGGUGCCGAUGAGCCUCCUGUACCCAAUGCUUAUGCUCAACCUGCCCCAGUCACAUCAUCUGGGGACAUGUCACAGCAAUUUUCUAAUCUCGACUUAGCUGGUGGGAAUGUGAGUCAAACGUUAAAUCAGAUCAACUCGACGCCAGCGGUGCCCUCUGAUGAGUUUGAUAUGUUUGCACAGAGUAGACAGACUACCUACACAGACAGCAGGAAAAGUGGCAGUACGUAUCAAGACAUUUUGAAUUUGGACCAAUCAGGAGUCACGAUGGGGAAUCUGGUCAAUGCAAGAGCCAAUCCGUUUUCAGCUGCCCCAGUGGCCCAACCAACUCAGGAGACUGAUCCUGAUGCAUUAACUGAAGAGGGAUUGCCGCCUGGUGUUGAUGUGGAUGAGAUGGAGAAGUGGCUGAAUGCAACAGAUCUGGAUAAAGAAAAUGAUGGUCUUGCAGCUCAGAAUACCAAUGCCCAACCUGAUGGAGGGAUAACAAGUUCAGAAUUUGACCAAUUUCUUGAGACCCGAGCCAAAGCAGCUGAUACCCUCCCUCCACCCAAUCACAACAACACAUCUCGCCAGACGAAAAUGGAGGAGACCGAUAACACCAUGUUUGCCUUAUAGGGAUCACUUGAAGUUGGAUCUAACCAUUCAGAAAGAGGGUAGUGUUUUUUUAUUGUUUGGUUUUGAAGGGUGAUAGACGUUGGACAAAAAUAGAAUGUACAUAAUGAAAAUGUGCAUUGAUGUAAAAGAAAUUAUGUGUACAUAUUUAAACAAAAUGAAUAAGUAAUUCUCUGUUUUAAAAGACAUCAUGCAGUUGUAAAAUUGUUUAACAAUUAUAUUUGCCCUGCAUGAAUGGAUAAAACAAAACUAAAGUCUUUGUAUUUAGUGUUGUAAUAUACUAAUUAGUUAAAAUGAUAUAUGAGGGAAAAACCUAGAAAGAAAAAAUUCUAAAAUCUCAGCAGGCUUGUAAAAACUGUUUAAUUUUUCUAACUUGCAAAAAUUAUGGACUGCAUUUCUUUUCCGUUUAAAUCUUGAAAGCCGUGGUCCACCCUGGUUGUUGUGUACACUGUGUAAACAUUUUCAUUAGGUUGAAGAUCUACUGUUAAAAUCUUUGAGACAUACAUGUACUCGGAUAGCUUCUAAGAUGAAAAAGUUAGCUAAGCACAGAUGAGAUGUAUUCUGAAGCAGAAAUAGGAGUUUCCAGGAGGGGGGAAAAUCAGCCCCAAAAAACAAGGUUGUUUGGGUUUGAACAAAGUAAAAUUUACUGGAGUGGAACUUGAACCAACAACCUCCAGAUUAAUGACCCUUGUGGUUUCUUUACUUGAUAGUGAACUAGCAGACAAUGUCUCAUGAUUCAAAGCUUAGAAUGAAUUGGCCGGUUACAUUCUUAUUUAUGUAGAAUGUAUUGAUCAUAUGAAAGACACAUGCCUUAACUGGGGACUUCUCUGAAGUAGGGAAUGGUGUUAAAAGUGGAGAAAACUAAAACAGCAGACAAAUGAAGCAUUACACAAACUUGCAAACAGAUUAAAGUCUUUGUGGUGAAUAUUUUUUUUAGCAAACUAGACGUUGGUGUUCAUAAUGCCAUAGUUAAUAGCAACAUUUUAAUGUUAGGUAAACUCCUCCUUGAACAACAGGAGGAGACCGAUAAUAACCAUGGCAGUGAGACAGGGUGUAGCGUCUUAAUUGGUAUUUUUUCAGAAAAUGUGUACCAAAAUGUUAUCAAAGAAAUUGUUUUCAAGGUAUUUUGUUCCAUCAAAUCAAAAGUUUUAUGUACAUUGUUUUUGGAGCCUGCUGGUCGCCAUGGCUGUUUACAUGAUAAAUGCAAUUCGAAGUUUGUCAUUUUUAUUUUCAUUUUAUUCGCGAGUGAUUUACACAGAAAUGCUUCUGUUGAUUUAAGUCAAUUGUAAACAGAUUUUACACACAAAAUUUGUUUUCUUUAUUAUUUGCGAUGCACAACAAGAGUGUUCUCUUAAAAUAAAAGUAUUGAAAAUAUUUGUAAUGACACUUAAUUUCAAAUAUUUAUAUUUAGAAUUCAUAAUUUCAGAACACAUUGCAUGAUCUCAAAUAUAUUUUGAAACAUUUUAUUAGAUAGUCCAAAAAGAAUGGUUAUAAAAAUUACAUUUAUUGUAUGUUAUAUUAUAAAAUAUUUUUUUUUAUAUAAUUGUUUGACUUUAGGAACAAGGUAUAAAUUCUCAUUUUUCACAACUCAAAUUUUCUCAGUUAUCUGUGUUUUUUUAAUGCUAUAUUUUUGCAGAGAUUAACUAUUUUGACAAGUAGUCUUGACAAAGGAACGAGUGACAGCAUUAAUUUACUAAAUUGACAUAAAUAUAUCAUUGACAAUAGGAACUUAUUCAAAGACCCGGGUCCAUUCUUAUGGCUCUGAUCCAUGCUUACCUACCACAUCAUUAUGCAUUAACAGCCCUCUCAAAAAA
Messenger RNA from Asterias rubens (European starfish), 3663 nucleotides. Its product is annotated as TOM1-like protein 2. Gene Ontology annotation, molecular function: ubiquitin binding; clathrin binding; phosphatidylinositol binding. Gene Ontology annotation, biological process: signal transduction. NCBI's taxonomy places the organism in Eukaryota, Metazoa, Echinodermata, Asteroidea, Forcipulatida, Asteriidae. Gene Ontology annotation, cellular component: endosome; membrane. The transcript is spliced from 15 exons. The record is from RefSeq and is a predicted model, not a curated record. Bases 8 to 1852 code for a protein of 614 amino acids.